AUUUAAAAUGAGUGAAUUGAAUUAAUUAUCAUAUGUUUUAUAUUAUACUAUAUUCUAUCGAGAACAAUUGGUUUUUACGGACAAAAAAGUUUAAGUGUUAAAUAGUAAACAAUAUGUUGUUAACAAAUUGUUCUCUGUCAGAGUCUUAAUUACCAUUUAUUGGUGUGCAUGUUGGACAUAUAGUACAGUGUAGUCAAAGCUAUACGGCGCGUCCAGUACUUACGUGGUAUUUGUACGAUAUCACAAUCACACAGGAUAUUAUGGGAAGAAAUUAUUAAGGACCAGGAAGUUUUAACUAUAGCAAUGGAUUUUCUGAGAAAUACUCCAUUUCAGAUUUAUUUUCUCUCAUAUUUUGUUGACAUAUUAUUUACGAUUCCGGCUGUAUCGGCAUCACCAGCUCUAGCUACACCCAAUCCCGUACAAUUAAAUGCAUCUUCGGGUAUAAACAAUGAAACUGAUCUGUCUGAGCUAUUCCACUGGGAAGAUUAUAGUGUUCUCGGUGCAAUGCUUUUUGUAUCGUGUGCUAUCGGAGUAUUUUAUGGAUAUUUUGGUGAAAAGCAAACCACUGGCGAUGAUUUCCUCCUUGGUGGUUCAUCCAUGGGAACUUUCCCUAUGGCAUUAAGCUUAGCCGCAAGUUUUAUAACUGCAAUUGAAUUAUUGGGAAAUCCAGCUGAAAUGUACAUGGCUGGCGCACAAUUCUGGAUGAUAUGCAUCGCAUUUGUAUUGGUUGUGCCAAUUUCUAGUCAGCUUUUUUUACCUGUUUUUAUGAGACUACGAUUGACGUCGUGUUAUGAAUACCUGGAAGUGCGUUUCUGCAAAUCUAUGCGUGUUUACGCCAGCGCUUUGUAUAUGCUACAAAUGAUUCUUUAUACAGCUGUUGCCGUAUAUGCUCCAGCUCUUGCUCUGUCUGACGUGACCGGACUCAAUACGUAUUUAGCCGUAUCUUUGGUCUAUGUGGUGUGCAUAUUUUAUGCGUCACAAGGUGGAAUGAAAGCUGUUAUCAUGACAGAUUCAUUCCAGUCAGCUGUUUUAUUGGGAUCUUUAGCAACUAUUUUAGCUUUAGGAGCAAAACAAGUCGGUGGCUUGGAAGUCGUUUGGGACAAUGCAAGACGAUCAGACAGGCUUCACUUUUUUGAUAUGGAUCCAGAUCCAACCGUCCGCCAUUCGUUUUGGUCAGUGGUUGUAGGAGGAACCAUGUACUGGUUGAGCAUGUUUUGCGCAAACCAAGCAUCCGUCCAGAAAUACUUAUCCGUGGAACGAAUAUCUCAAGCCCGUAUCGCUUUAUGGGUUUCGGCUAUUGGUUUAAUUGCAGUUUAUUCAGUUAAUUUUAUAACUGGAGCAGUCUUGGCCACGCAUUAUGCUGGAUGCGAUCCUAUACAGGCUGGUGUUAUAUCCGCAUCUGACCGUCUGCUACCAUUAUAUGUCGUCCGCGAGUUUGGUAGAUAUCGAGGAGUUCCAGGCUUCUUCGUAGCCGGCAUCUUCGCAGCAAGUCUUGGGACUGUAGCAUCAGCAUUGAAUUCUUUAGCUGCAAUAGCGUGUCAAGAUUUAGCAAGCGGACUUUUAGGUAUCACUUUACCUGAAAACAAAGGCGCUAUGAUCGCCAGAUGGGUGUGUCUCGGAUGUGGUGCCGUAUCCUUUGGACUUGUGUUCAUUGUAGAGCGUCUUGGACCCGUGUUGCAGUUAGCUCUCUCCUUCAAUGGUAUGGCCGGAGGAGUUUCAUUGGGACUAUUCAGUCUUGGGAUGCUGUUCCCUUGGGCUAAUCAAAAAGGUGCAAUAGCUGGAGGAGUUUUUGGCCUCGCAGUAGUGGUAGCAGCAGGGGGCGGCGCUCAACUAGCUCAGGUGCCGCUCCCACGGUUGCCAGCUUCAACGGACUCGUGUCCAGACUUCUAUAAUUUAACCACUAACUUCAAUACCCCCAGUGAAAAUCAAGACACGGCAGUAUUUUGGUUAUUCAGAGUAUCAUAUCUUUGGUACUCAAGUCUGGGCUGUGCUGCCACGUUGCUAGCUGGGAUGAUAGUGUCUGUUAUCACCGGUGUAACAGACCCUGCUCAAGUGCCCAUCGAUCUGAUCGCACCUCCGGUUGUCUCCUUACUAAACUCAUUGCCUGCUAAGAUAAAGAAAGCGUUACGUGUACCAACGCGUAUGGGCUUGGAAAGAAAACGAAGUUCGAGCGUUCGACCUCCAAGUAUUGCAGACGACAAGGACACGAGACGACGACGACGACUCUCUGAACUAGCCGGUGGAGUGUUUUACAGCGAUGCAGAAAAUAAUAUACUAACGCAAGGUCACGACAAUCUUGCACUCGACACAGAAAAGGCACACGGCGACGAUUAUAAUCAUCGGACUAGUUUUAAACUGGAAACAACAUCCAGCCCACAAUUUACAAGGACAUCCACGUGUUGAAUUAGCAUUAGUAACCCUAUUUUAAUUUUUACCUUAGACAUAAUGUAACACUGCAUAACAUCACUAAAAUAUUAAGUUAAUAGAAAGAGAAGAAUUAACAAAUUGUGUUUAUGUAAUUGGACUACGUUUGUAUGUAUACGUGCAUUGAAACUACGUACCUAUAGCCUAUGCAUUCCUACGCGCGUAUGCGUCAAAGGUGUUCGACGUUCAUGCAUAUUAUUUGGUUAUAAGCCUCUAGAAGUCUAGAGGCAUAAGAAAGCUUUAAUUGCAAAUAGAAUAUUUAUAUAUUAUGACGACAGUACAAAAAUAACGUAUCAUAGUAGAUAUAAGUAUUUAUUUUUGUGAACAAAAUGCACAAAACUAUUCUUUUCGCUUCCUACGUGCGCGAAUUUAUUAUUAAAUAUUAAUUAUAGUAUUGAUACUUUAAGGCUUAAAAUUAUAUUAUUAACGAAUACGAAUAGCAAGAUUUAUAGAGCAAUUAAGUAAUAUCCACUUAUCUAAUUUAUUAUUACCUAAUAUUAUUAGAUUACCUAAUUUAAAUGUCCAUGGGGCAUCAUUCUAAUAGCUAUUUAUUAUGGGGUUAAUACUUAGCACGUUAUGGACAGUCGUAGACGAAUGUCGACCACAGUCCACAGAUGUCGAUGGUCGAACAACCGCCACACCCUUCACCACGGCACGUGGCGCCCUCUAUAGUCUGUCUGGUCUGAAAGGGUCGCUCCAUAAAGAAAAAGUCAGAAAAUUGGUAUCUGAAUAAUAAAAAUAGUAUACUACAAUUUUACAAUGAUUUAAUAAAUACACUAGCAAAAGAAGUCAAUAUGAACCUCUACUCUAUACACAAAGUCUAUACACUAUAUUAAUACAAUUUUUGC
Messenger RNA from Colias croceus (clouded yellow), 3272 nucleotides. RefSeq names its product sodium-coupled monocarboxylate transporter 1. The record is from RefSeq and is a predicted model, not a curated record. The coding region runs from base 304 to 2403 and encodes 699 amino acids. Gene Ontology annotation, cellular component: membrane. Gene Ontology annotation, molecular function: symporter activity. The transcript has 14 exons. Gene Ontology annotation, biological process: transmembrane transport; sodium ion transport. NCBI's taxonomy places the organism in Eukaryota, Metazoa, Arthropoda, Insecta, Lepidoptera, Pieridae.